Molecule: messenger RNA, 5314 nt
Organism: Osmia lignaria (orchard mason bee)
Lineage: Eukaryota; Metazoa; Arthropoda; Insecta; Hymenoptera; Megachilidae
Gene: trbd
Product: ubiquitin thioesterase trabid
Biological process (GO): positive regulation of Wnt signaling pathway; cytoskeleton organization; protein K33-linked deubiquitination
Cellular component (GO): cytoplasm; nucleus
Molecular function (GO): K63-linked polyubiquitin modification-dependent protein binding; cysteine-type deubiquitinase activity
Source: RefSeq, a predicted model, not a curated record
GCAAUUAGUAUUAAAGUGUCAAGGGCAAAAGAAAGAGAAGUUCACAGUGCAUCUUAAAAACCGGAAGCGGAUAUGAUACGGUCAGUGUAACCAUACACGAAACGUUCGCGAUUAUUCAUCAAUUUUCAUCGUUGGGAUGAGAAAAUCAUGAAAUGACGUUGGUAACACUGACAUCUGUUUGCGGAUGAUUGUCAAAACCUAUUUUCUUAGCGAAGUUCGCAGCUUUGCAUGCAAGUACGAAGGAAAACAUCAUGACUGCCUUUGAUUCGUAGAAAGGAAGAAGGCGCUAAGUGCAGCCAGAAAGAAGAUAGCGUGUUUGUUUUUAAGGAGUGAGUGAGUGUGUAGAGAAAGGUUUCUUGUUUCGUUUCGCUCGUUGCGUUUCACCCGUUCGACGAGUGACGUGCCUCGGGUCUUCCUCGGUGGGGAAGAAGAUUACUCCGAUUCCAACGCGAGGAUUGAAGGCGCGUGCUUUCGUCUUCGCGAAAAAAUCUAUUAUGCGUUUGUGUUUUUAACCUUUUCUCUUGUUGAAUGCGAUUAAAGUGGGCUGCUGUAGUGCCGUAGUGCGUGAUACCUCUGAUCCACGUCUGUCUUCAACUCACUUUCUCAGCGGUCGACCGAUACGCAUAGUACUUCUUCGAUGGAGUUUAUUCGCGCGUGACAGCAACUUUCGGGACACCAGGCUCGACUUUUGCCAGGUAGCCCCAAUUUCGAUCUACCACGUGUAUAAGCUUUUCUACCCGUAAAUUCUACCUACAUUUCUUCUUGACGCGACGCUUAUACGACAUAAAAGCACCAGAGAUUUUGGUAGCUGUCUACAUUCGCAUUCUUGUGACAGCUUUUAUUUUUUUAUAUUCGAUUAACAUGUUUAAUACAUGACAUGAAAACCUUAUUAAAUGACAAGCGUAUAAUAUCAUUGAUAUCUAUGGAAAUUACUUUUCCUCCAUAUUGUAUGAUAAAAAAAUAUGCAAAAUUUUGCUAAUACAUGCAAUAUCAAUUAAUCAGAUGUUUAAUAUAAUUUCUGACGCCAAGUUUAUGCAUUGAAAACAUAUUUAAACACGAUAUCAACGUUACAAUUGUCUAUGCAUUAGAGACGAUAGAAUUUACAAGAUAAAGGGCCAUAUAAAGAAAAUGAGUAACAGGCUUGAAGAAGAAGAAUCAAAAUGGACUUGUGAAUAUUGUACAUACGAAAAUUGGCCUUCAUCAUUGAAAUGCACGAUGUGCAGAGGUGCCAAACCUUUAUUAGGGGAAGAUAUUUUCCGUUUAAGAGAUCCAAGUCCGCAGAGGUCUGGAUCGAAUGUGGCGUCUGGUCCGGUAACUCAUUUAAGUCCAACAGAUUCUUAUAAUCUUGGUUCUCAGAACUAUAGUCAAAAUGUACCAUUGGGAAAGUGGUCUUGCGCGAUGUGUACCUAUCUCAACUAUCAAAAUGCCACACGUUGUGUUCAGUGUGGAAACAAAAAAUCUAGUGGUCUUAAUCAGUCGAUAAACUCUAUAGCCUCAAAUUUACACGAACAUCUAGCUCCCCUAAGGCUAGGGGAUCCGCCACCAAAUUCAGGAUCUAAUCCUACUCCGAUAAACUUACAUCCAGAAAGAUACUAUAAUCUACAAGCUAAUUUACAUCCUGAAAAGUGGUCCUGUCUUGUGUGUACUUAUGAAAAUUGGCCGAAAGCUACAAAGUGUGUGAUGUGCGGUAAUCCGAAGGAGAAAGAUAGGAGAGAUAAAAGUUCAAACAAUGUGGGUGUUAUUUUGCCAAGUCCAGAGAGAGAUCAUAGUCAACGCGCUUUACCUUCCCCGCCUCAUGCACCUUAUAUUCACCAGACUCAAAGAGACGAUAAUGUUGCCGUAGGACGAAGGAGUUCAAAUAGAUAUCCCGAUAGCAGAAAUGACAGUUUAUCAACUCCUCAAUCCCCAAAUAAUUGUGACUAUGAGCGUAGACUAAAACAGUUAAGGCGUCAUACUGAUUGGUGCUGGUUAAACGCGUGUCUUGGCAUUGUGGAAGGUGACAAUGCACCUGUCGAAGCUUAUUUGGCAAGUGGUGGUGAUCCUGCUCGUCAAUUGACACAUUCAGAAGUUCUGCUUCUAAAUAGAAGUAGCGCUUUUGAUGUUGGACAUACAUUAGUACAUUUAGCUAUUAGAUUUCAAAGGGAGGAUAUACUAGCAACAUUAUUAUCACAAAUCGAAGGCUCUGGUUCUGGAAUAAAAAGAGUACCGAGUUACGUUGCACCUGAUUUGGCUGCUCAGAUACGCAGACAUGUUACUAAUAGUAUCCGGUUGCGCAAGGGUUCUUUCCCAUGUUAUUUUGUCACUGAUGUAGCUACAUUUGCUUUGCCUGCUGAGGUUGAAGAUUUACCAAGCAUAGUACAAGAGCAAAUGUUGGAAGAAUUAUUAGAUAAAGAAGCUCAACAGCAGUUAGAAGGCGGUGGCGGAGAACCUCCAGCAUUAAAUUGGUCUUUAGAAAUUACUGAACGUUUAGGAAGUCGUUUACACGCACUUUGGAAUAGAUCUGCUGGAGACUGUUUAUUAGAUUCAGCAAUGCAAGCUACUUGGGGCGUUUUCGAUCGAGAUAAUGCUUUGAGAAGAGCUCUUGCUGACUCUUUGCAACAAGCUGGCCAAUUUUUUUAUUCUCGGUGGAGAGAAUACGAAGCAUCACAAGCAGCUAGAAUGUUAGAUUUUACAUUAGAAGAAACUCAAUGGCAAGAAGAUUGGGAGAGCUUAUUAGCAACGGCUGCUCAGCCAGGGAGCGCUUUGGAACAAUUACACGUAUUUGCUCUUGCCCACAUUUUAAGACGACCUAUUAUUGUUUAUGGGGUAAAAUAUGUUAAAAGUUUUCGUGGUGAAGAUAUAGGUUAUGCAAGAUUUGAAGGUGUUUAUCUUCCACUUUUAUGGGAACCUUCGUUUUGUAUUCGAUCGCCUAUUGCUUUAGGUUAUACUCGUGGCCACUUUACAGCUUUAGUUCCCAUCGAACCUUAUGCAUCGUCCAGAAUACCGCCUCUUUCAUCUCACGGCGGUGUAGGCAUAGGUGGUGGCAAUAGUCCACUUCAACAAUUACAAAUACAAAUGCAGACUACAUUUAUGCCGUUGAUGGACCGAGAACAUAAACUUUUGCCAAUACAUUUUUUGAGCCCGGAAGAAGUGGGCCGGGAAGAAUCUAUUUUAAAUGAAUGGCUUGACGUGUGUAGAACCGAAGGUGGCAUUCUUGUUGCGCAACAAAAAUUACAUAAAAGACCUUUAUUGGUAGCACAAAUGUUGGAAGAAUGGUUAAAUCAUUAUCGAAGACUCGCGUAAUCAAACCAACAAUGCACCUUUUUUGAGACCAGCUAUUUUACAAGAUUACAGUAGUGACGGUGAUACGGAAGACGAAUAACGAGGUGCAAUUGAUUAAGUUACUAAAUUCAGCCGAGAAGACUUUUCUCCAUAAUUUCCUUAAAACCAUUCGGAAUACAAGAUCUCGAAGAUCCACAAUUUUCUGAGAAUAACAGAAAAAAAGAGAAGUGUGCGGAUAUCAGGAUACAUACAUCUAUUGGCAAUGUAUUAUUUCUGCACGAUUUUUUGUAUAUUAAUAUUGAAACCACUGAACGUUUAAAAUCUCUUCUCGAUUCGUACUAUUAAUUAUAUCGAAUGUUUAUUAAUUUUUAUAAAUAUUUUCUAUGUUCAUUUAUUAUCGUUUAUUGGGUAUAAUCAUGGGGCUAUGAAAUCAGCAAUAUUAACGAAUAGAAUUUCGUUACGGCAAACAAGAGCGCUCUUUUAAAUCGUUUGCUCUGUAAAAAAUUGUAUUAUAUCACAAGAGAAUAUGUAAUUAAUUUUUUAAUUUGUUUAUAAUGAGAAAGUUAUUAAACAUUGUUGAAAAUAUGGUAUGAAUCAUUGUCACUGGGGGAUUUCAAAUCCUCAACGAUGUACAGAGAUAGUGACAAAGAAAGAUGAAAUUCGAUGAAACAAAUUCUGUGUAAGAAAAAAACAUUGGCAAUCGAAUUUGUUUCUUCAAAACGCUACACGAAGAUUUAUGUAAUAUACUGUGUUAUAUUAUAGAAGAAAUUAAGGACAAAAGGAUUCUCGUUUGUUAAAUGUGAGAAAAUUUAUUUGCUCGAUAAAAGUAUAAAUUCUAAGAAGAUUAAUAGGAGCGUCAGUGGUACUUUUUGUCUGAUACAGAUCAUGUGAUUCUUAUAAAGAUAAGUAAUUAAGGGUCAAGAAGGAUUCUAUAAUCGUUUUUUUUUUUUUUUUUUUCAAAUACUUGUUAAGCUGCUAUUAAUUAGCGUUAAAAAUGAGACCCAGACAAAGCUGAAUUACAACGACACUUUUCUCUGACAGGUGAUGGAGCUUUGUGUUUUUCUUUCUUUCUGUGACCGCUUCCGAUAUACGUUUAAUGUUAAAAAAGUACCGAUUGUACUUUACUCCGCGUGACGAGAAAGUGAAAGCAUUAUAUAUAUAUAUAAAUAUACAUAUAUAAAGAGAAGCAAAAAUGUGCAAGUGGAUGAAUCGUACACAAGGUGUGUAGUCACUGCUGCGAACGUAGGAGUAAAAUAGAACUUUUAUAAAAAAAAAAAAAGAAAGCGAAUACGAGAGAACAAAGAAACAAGAAGUAGUAGUACAGUUUAAGCACCAAGAAAAGAGAGUUACGCCUAUUAUAGUAAACGACGUAUUCGCGAGAUGGACAAAGAUUUAAUGGUAACUAGCUCGGCCAAAUAAUGAACCCUAAUCAAAAAAGUACAAAAAAUCGUAAGAGGGAAAUAUAACGUUUCUUUUUAACGAGAACGCGUUAUUACACAUGGUAUCGCUUAACCUUUAGUCUUCGUUUUGAUUAAUUCUAACAUAGUUCUCUAGUCCUUUUUAGCACCAUCGUUUAUUCUUUUUGUUUUUCUUUUAUUUUUUUCUAAUUGCAACUCGUAUAUGUGAUUUCAAGGCUCGACAAUGUUCGAAAAUGGAAGAACGUUCAAAGUCAAUUCCAUAAUGUUUAACGAUACAACGCCGUGUCGUAAAGAAUAUAAGAAAAUCCAUGUUUUAUUAUCUUGUUGCAUCGUAUGUACUUUUUCCUCCAUUUUUUUUCUCUUCCUUUUUCUUUCUUUUUUACUUGUGUUAUUGCUGUUACAGAGAAUUGUAGUUUUAACAACGUAUAGUUGUUUCCUUUUUUUCUUUUCUGAAAAUUUUGUUCGAUACUUUAGCGUUCUCGGGCACGGCGGAAUAAUCUGUAAAAAAAAGAAAGAAAAUUGUAACGACGCUCUGUGGUGGUGUAUUUUCUUUUCCCCAUUGUUAAUGUAAGUGUUUCUCGCUCGUGUUGCCAGGAUUUUACUCGGCAGGUGAUAAAACAAAUGAAAAAAAAAAA